AAAUCCAUUCUUUGUAAUGAGGUUUAGUGGGGGCUACUGCAGGCUCAGUGGUGCAGAAUUUCUUCGCUUUUCUUGCUCUUUCUUUCUCUCUGAGUCUCCAUGACAUCAAUGCCUCGUUUCAUUUGUUUCUUGGUUCUACUUUUGAGUGAGAAGGCGUUCUUUUCUGCUGCCAGAAGUAUCACUCAGGAGGAGCUUAUCACCAACGCUUGUGCCAUUGACAGAAACACUACCAUCUAUAACAACUUCAGGGCUGACGUUAUAGAUCGAUACAAUUUAACUUUAUUGCCAAAAGAAAGAAAUGUAAACUAUUUUCCUAAUGCAGCAGUGGAUACACAGCUAGUUAUACCAUGCUUUAGUUGCCAGGUUUUACCAUGGAGUAAUGAAUCAUACAUUGGUGAAGUGAUGUGGUGUGUUAGUAUAUGGAAUCCUACUGAACCCAUUGAAGCUUGCUUCAAUCGUACAUGGAACUACAGCACUCCAUUAGCAAAGGAGCUUGACAUACUCAACAACCUUGAAAUCAUUGAUUCCUGCAGGUAUUACAUUUUCUUUAACUACCAAGAGUGUAUUAGGAUACGCAGUAUUAAGCUUUAUUACGAAGAAGCUAUUUUUUUCUCAAUACGUGGCGACAACCACUUCAUUUCCAACGUUGAUGUCAAUAAUGAACCAAACGAACCAUCACAUCAUAUUCAGGAUUUCCCAUCAUCACCAAUGUAUGUUGAAGCAGGCACUGAACUCUUGCUGGACUGUGUUUUUUCAUCUACUGCUCAUUUUAAUCUCUACAUUGGCUGGUCACUAUCAAAUAGGGACCUUUUCCUAAUAGCUGAAGAUCCAUUAUGCUCUAAUGAUUGCUAUGUUGAUAAAAGGGGUACAGCAAUGGAGAACAAAGCAAAAAGGAUCAGGGCAUAUCAAGCAAGAGAUCAGCUGGCCUGUAUAUUUCUAAGCUAUAAAGUACACACUUACCUUUACAUAGAAGAUGUGAAGCUCUCCGAUGAAGGAAACUAUACUUGUUACUAUCACUACACACCUAGCUGGACAUCUCAGAAAGGCUUUAAAACUGUUAACAUUAUACCAGUUCUACCAGUCAUUAGUCCAAUAUGGCUGUCAGUCCCUGAUCCUACAUUAAACAUACCUUCCUUUAUCUCUUCUACCAUUAAUGACACUAUCAGUUUAUCCUGUACAGUACGAGUGGGGCUAGGAGCCAGUGUGUACUGGAUUGAUCCUAAUAAUACAGUCAUUGAUGAAUAUGAUAGUAGCACUAUGGAGUCUUCUGAGUUCUCAGUGUAUGUAGAAUCAAGGAAUGAGACUACUGAUGAUCAGUAUCAGAUCAUAGCUCAUCGUACAUUGAUCAUUAGUGAUUUCAUUGAUUCACUUGAUGAUGUUGUUGGAGUUUAUAAAUGCGUUGUUAGUGAUCCUGGCUAUCAAGAGAAGAGUGUCUAUGAAGAGUAUUCAGUCAUCCUGACUAAUAUCGUUUCAUCAACUGGAGUCCCCUCAGCUUCUGCUUCUUCUUUACAGACACUAUCUUCAUCUCUUAUCAUGACUUCUCCCUCACCAGUCUCUUCUCCUCUUCCAACUUCCAAUCCACUCAUUAAUGAUAACCACAUUAUAAUCCUUACUCUCUCCAGUGUCUUCAUUACCAUAGUCCUGAUUGUCUUUUCACUGGUCAUAGCUACUUUCAUGUACUGCAGACGCAAAUCAAUGUCAACAACAUAUACUCCUUCCCUAAGAAAAGCACCUGCUCCUCCUGUUACUAAGAAUGGAGUCAUUGGAGGAGGAACAGCUAGUGCUGGAUCGGUCCAGGUCCUUGCUAAAGGACUAAUGGCUCCAACUAGCUUCAUGUUCUUUCCAAAAUUUGACAUGUCAGAGAGAGAAGUCUCUAGACAGCAUCUGAUGUUCAUUGAUAAACUGGGCUCUGGUCUGUUUGGUCAAGUCUGGAAGGCAUAUAUCUUGGGAAGUGAAUCAAUUGUAGCAGUAAAAACUACCAAAGAUCAAUGCUCAUUGAGAGAUGAAGAGAACUUAAAGGAAGAGCUUCAGAUAAUGAAAAAGAUACAACCACAUGCCAAUGUCAUCAACCUACUCGGAUUCUGUACAUCUGAUGGGCCUGUCAGUAUAAUCAUGGAAUAUGCAUUGUACGGGAACCUUCACGAUUUCCUUAAAUAUUGUCGCCCCCCUCUAUUUCCAUCACGAGGAGGGGGCCCCCUUAUGUACAACUGGAUCAACCACCACACAGCCAUCAGUAGUCCACAUAGUUCCUAUUCAUCUUCUUCCUGCUCUUCUCCUAGCUCCUCAACGACUCCAUUUCUCGAUAAAUCUUCGCACGUUCCUCUCUCUGCUCAAGUCUCCAACUCAACCACCCACACCUACCUCCAGUUCUCGUCAGACUUGACCACACCCCCUCCCUCGCUCCACCAGUUUUCGUUGGAGGAUCCUAGUGCUGGGCGGAGUCUGUUUGAGGCUCUGUCCCAUCAGGUUGCUGGGUUAGUACCCUCGGCUCACUCUGCUUGCCCUCUCUCUCACGAUUAUAUCAACAUUCCUGGUAGAAUUAGGAACGGCGACUUUUUGAAUUUUGCAUUUCAGAUCGCAUCUGGACUUGACCAUUUGAAAAGAAUGAACCUCAUCCAUUGUGAUUUGGCUGCACGCAAUAUCCUUGUAUCAAAGGAGCAAGUUCUCAAAAUAUCUGAUUUUGGUUUAGCAAAGGAAGUAUCAGAUGACAAGUCCUACUACAGGAGAAACCCACGGGACAGGAUACCAAUAAAAUGGACAUCACCCGAAGCCCUAGAGACUUGGGUCUAUUCGCAUAAAAGUGACAUAUGGUCCUAUGGAGUUGUCUUAUGGGAAAUUGCCACAUAUGGAGACUCACCGUACCGAGAGGUGAAUACCAGUGGCAUAUGGGACAACAUGAUCUCACAUCUUAAAUCUGGGAAUAGACUAGAGCAGCCAUUGAACUGUCCUGAUAUAUUUUACAAUAUAAUGUGUAUGUGCUGGGAAUUGGAUCCAGAGAGAAGACCAGAUGCUACAGAUGUCAUCAAAUUAUUAUCAAGGAAGCCGUCGCUAUUAUUAUCUGAUGUAUCGGAGGAUGACGCCAGCAGCUGCCACUCUGACAGUGUAUAUGUAGACACGCCCAUUUAACAAUGACACACCCACAAACAUAAACUCGUAUCUCAUACACAUUACAACAUUACAAUACAUGUGUCAAUCUUUUCACAAAAGUUAAUAAUAAUGAUCAUUAUCAAUUGGCAAGAGAGACAAACGUUAAAAGUA
This is a messenger RNA of Amphimedon queenslandica, 3258 nucleotides long. RefSeq names its product fibroblast growth factor receptor-like. Gene Ontology annotation, biological process: multicellular organism development; cell surface receptor protein tyrosine kinase signaling pathway; positive regulation of kinase activity. Gene Ontology annotation, cellular component: signaling receptor complex; plasma membrane. The record is from RefSeq and is a predicted model, not a curated record. Gene Ontology annotation, molecular function: transmembrane receptor protein tyrosine kinase activity; ATP binding. Lineage: Eukaryota; Metazoa; Porifera; Demospongiae; Haplosclerida; Niphatidae. The transcript is spliced from 12 exons. The coding region runs from base 100 to 3126 and encodes 1008 amino acids.